Molecule: messenger RNA, 2136 nt
Organism: Enterobius vermicularis (human pinworm)
Lineage: Eukaryota; Metazoa; Nematoda; Chromadorea; Rhabditida; Oxyuridae
Source: the annotation of a GenBank genome assembly
AUGAGUUCGCUGUCAAUAGUAAGCCCCGAGAGACGGAUCGAGUUAAAUCCUUUUGACGUUGAUGCUUGGAACUUACUUCUGCGUGAAUCACAGGCGAGAUCAGUUGAUCAAGUGAGGCCCUUUUAUGAAAAGUUGGUGACGCAGUUUCCUAAUGCUGGUCGUUACUGGAAGGCGUACAUCGAUCACGAGUUGCGAGGGAAGAACUAUGAGAACGUGGAAGCGCUUUUUGAGCGUUGCCUUAUUCAUGUACUGAAUAUUGAUCUCUGGAAAUGCUACGUAUUUUACGUUCGGGAAACGAAAGGCCACCUUUCAUCUUUCCGGGAGAAGAUGGCGCAAGCUUACGAAUUUGCGUUGGAAAAAGUUGGUAUGGACAUGCACUCCUACUCAAUUUAUGCGGAUUACAUUUCCUUCCUUAAAUCAGCACCAACUGUGGGCCAGUAUGCUGAAAACCAACGCAUAUCUGCCGUGCGUAAAAUCUACCAGCGGGGUGUUGUCACUCCAAUGGUUAACAUCGAGCAGCUUUGGGCGGAAUAUUGUGCCUACGAAAAAAGCGUGAAUGCAACUCUUGCUGAGAAACUGAUUGCUGAAAGAAAUAAGGAGUAUCAAGUUGCUAAACGAAUUUCCAAGGCAUUAGAACAGGUGACGAGGGGGUUGAACCGUCAGGCUGUUAGUGUCCCACCUAGAGGCACUGCAGCGGAAAUGAAGCAGCUAGAGAUGUGGCGGAAAUAUAUUCAGUGGGAGAAAAGUAAUCCAUCUGGUACAGAAGAAUAUGCUCAGUACGCUAAAAGAGUUAUAUUUGCCUAUGAACAAGCCCUUUUGUGUUUGGGUUACUACCCUGAUAUAUGGUACGAGGCUUCCUUAUUUCAACAGAAGGCUGCCACGGCGCUAGCUGAAAAAGGAGACGUAAAAACCGCAAACGUUAUGAACGCGGAAAUAGCUCAACUUUUUGAGCGGGCUAUAGGAGGUCUUUUGAAGACCAGUCAGCUAUUAUUUUUUGCCUACGCUGAUUUUGAAGAAGAACGGAUGAAAUAUGAAAAUGUUAAGAAAAUUUAUGACCGAUAUCUUGCUUUGGAAGAAUGUGACCCGACUUUAGCUUAUAUACAGCUAAUGAAGUUUGUAAGAAGAACCGAGGGAGUUCAGUUUGCUCGUGCAGUGUUUAAGCGAGCUCGUCAAGACCCGCGCUGCAAAUUCCACGAAACAGAUAUCGCAAUACGAAUAUUUGAUAUGGGGUUGAAAAAAUAUGGAGAUGAACCAGACUACGCCUUGGCUUAUGUUGAUUUUCUUUCUCACUUAAACGAGAUAUGGGAUCGCUAUUUGGAAUUUGAAUCACAGGUUGGAGACUUAGCCAGCGUACUAAAAGUGGAUCAGAGGCGCAGAGAUGCUUUAAAGGAGUCGUACGGAGAAAUGCAAACCCUAUUGCUCAUUGACCGCUACAGAUUCCUUAAUCUCGUACCAUGUACAAAUGAACAGCUAAAGCUUAUGGGUUACUCAUUUCUGCUUGCUCUCUCUGUUUUCAUGUUUAAAGGAUUAAUCGUUUUUAACGCUGCUUCUGUUUUAGGAUCUGGAACUACUAAGUCUAUACCUGGAGGCGUUCAAGGCCCAUCUACUGUUAUGGGUGGUGGUGUCGUUCUCGAAAUAUCAGGUUACCCAAGACCUGAUACUGAUCAGAUGAUUCCAUUCAAACCUAAAGUAAAUUGCACAGCUAGCUUUCAUCCGGUUCCAGGCGGAGUAUUCCCGCCGCCACCUGCCGCUGCCCAAUUGAUGCAAAUAUUACCUCCACCUCACUGUUUUAACGGGCCAUUUGUAUCGGUCGAUCUGCUAAUGGAAAGCCUUAGGAAGUUUAGUCAAGGAGGACCACCGACUGUCAAUCCGAAUGUAAAGCUGGAAAACGGAACGAUGUUUGGUACCUACAGGAUUGAAGAUAUAAAAAAGGAGUUUUACCAGCUUGUAGCAACCACCACUGAUCCAAAUGUUAUCCUUUCUUCAAGUGAGUAUCAACAGCAGCAGUCUAUUUUGGCGGCAAGGAAACGAAAAGCUGCUGGAGAUUCGGACAGUGAUGAUGAAGCACCUCGUGGAGGUGCUGGCAUUUUCCGUGAUAUUUAUAAAAGGCGUAUGAACAUGAAAGUACAUGAAUAG